Messenger RNA from Seriola dumerili (greater amberjack), 2133 nucleotides. It is a transcript of the gene zbtb8b, whose product is annotated as zinc finger and BTB domain containing 8B. The record is from RefSeq and is a predicted model, not a curated record. The transcript has 5 exons. Gene Ontology annotation, molecular function: DNA-binding transcription factor activity, RNA polymerase II-specific; protein binding; RNA polymerase II cis-regulatory region sequence-specific DNA binding. Gene Ontology annotation, biological process: regulation of transcription by RNA polymerase II. NCBI's taxonomy places the organism in Eukaryota, Metazoa, Chordata, Actinopteri, Carangiformes, Carangidae. The coding region runs from base 118 to 1701 and encodes 527 amino acids.
GUUGUUUGCUAACGUCAACACAGGACAAUGACCCUUGUUAAUCCCUAUUUUUGUGCUGUAAUAAAGGUUUUGUGACGUUCUCACGCGUAAUUUUACAGGGUUUACUGGGGUGUAGACAUGGAAGUGCCCUGCUACCUACCAAAACUGCUGUUUGAGCUCAAUGAACAGCGUAAGCGGGACUUCUUCUGUGACUGCAGCAUCCUUGUCGAGGGCCGUGUCUUCAAGGCCCAUCGUAAUGUGUUGUUUGCUGGGAGUGGAUAUUUCCGGGCUCUUCUGGUUCACUAUCUGCAGGACAGUGGCCAACGCUACAGCACCGCAUCGCUGGAUAUUGUAACAGCUGAUGCUUUCUCAAUUAUCCUGGACUUCCUCUACUCUGGCCGUUUGGCCCUAAACAGAAGCAACGUCAUUGAGGUAAUGUCAGCAGCCAGCUACCUGCAGAUGACAGAUCUGGUGAACUUCUGUAAAGGAUACAUCCGCUCAUCUUUGGAAAUAUGCAACAAGGAGAAGGAGAGGAACACAGAGAAGGAGGACCAGGCACAGGAAGGAGGGAUGGGUCCUGCAGACAGCGGCUCUUCAGCAGUGGCAAUCUCCAGUGGUUUGGUGGCUGCAGAGCCUCGUUCACAGGUUGCAGAGGCGGAUAGAGGGUCAGGUCUAGGUCCGGAGUCUGUGACAUCAGCUAGAACCCCCUUGUCUAUCCCUGUUGCCACCCCUCCAGGCACCAGCAGAGACAUUGACAGCGACUAUCAUUCCAGGGAGGAGUUUACAUCUGGGAGUGAAGGACAGAAGGGACACAUGGAUCAGACAAACCUCUCAUCCUCCUCAUCCUCUACUUUGACUCCAGAGUUAGUGAAUCCCAAGAUAGAGUACGACCCUGAUGAGGAGCUUAUGGAGUCCCCUGACACCAAAGACCUUGCCUCGUAUUCUGGGCCCUCUCUGCAUAAUUCUCAUCAUAGCAGGCUACUUCCCCCUAGUCCCUCUCCCUCCAACGAACGCUCCCCCCUGGGAUACAGCCCUUCUUUUAAUGCCCGGCAGCUGAUGGAGAUGCUGGCUAGAGGUGAAGGCCCCAGUCCUCUGGGGGAAAGAGUGGGGCAGCGCUUUAACCAAGGACUUGGUAGCAGCACAGGUGGAGGCAGAAUGGAUGAAAGUUUGGGAUUUGUGGGAUCAUCUAUCAUGGAGAUCCAGUCUGACUGGCUUGGAGAGGACACAGGCGAUGGCUUGGUAGUGCCAGUGAAACUCCACAAGUGCCCAUUCUGCCCGUACACUGCCAAGCAGAAGGGCAUCAUGAAGAGACACAUUCGCUGUCACACAGGAGAGAGGCCCUUCCCUUGUCCCAUGUGUGGCAAGAGGUUCACAAGACAGGAGCAUCUUCGCAGCCAUGCCCUCAGUGUCCACAGACACUACUGGCCAGUGUCUUGUAAGAGCUGCAGGCGAACCUUCACUGGAUCCAGUGUUUCACCAGGACUCAGACGCUUUGGCAUUUGCGACAGCUGCAACUGCGUGACCACCACUCAUGAUGAUUCUGCCCCUGUUCACCCUGCCAGCCAACCAGAGCCCAUGGAACGUGCAGAUGGGGGUACAGAUUGGUCCAGUUUUAUGGACGACGUGGAUGAGGUGGAGGUUGGCAGAGUGGAAGACUUGGUAGAGAAACAGAUGCUCGAAAGGCAGCUGGCUGUCUGCACUGAUGUAGGUCACACACUGUGAAUCUGUAGCCCACUGUACUCGGUAAAGAAAACCACCACUUACACACUGUGGCCAUACUAUUAUUGAUGCUAAAUUAUUACUGUAAAAUGAAUUUAUUUGUUGAUUUGUUUGUAACCACAGAAUGAUUCCUUUUAACUGUUGGAGAUAAUAGUGCCCCUGUGAUUUGCUUGACAGCAAAUAGAUUCAGUGUUGUUUGUCUGUUUGUUUGCUUGUUUGUUUGUUUGUUUUUUUAAAUUCAUAAACGUGGCCUUUAUUUGCCUGCCCAUCUUUGCACAGUUGAUGAAUCCAAAUUUGCCUGUAUGCUUUGUACAUAAAGAGAAUGUUGCUGUCAAAACUGUAGUAUGUUAUGAUUACAGUUUAUUCCAGAUUACAGGUCAUAGAAAUAAUGAGCUUUGUGGUUGUGAUUGGGCCACUGUGGAUAUUGUUAAAAUA